CUGAUUCAAAGCGUGACAAUAAAUAUCGUAGGCUUCAUAACAUGCAGCCUUUUUUUUUUUAAACACUUGACAUGGUGUUGAUUCCUAGAUAAUGUCUGAAGCGGCUUUUGAGGAAGUUUCCGUGUUAUCGUCCAUUUACUGCGGAGGAGGAGAGUUCCAGCUCGUCCAGCAGUCCGCUCAGGGUGGGCUCAUGGUCCAGAUCAACAGCACCGUUGGAGGAGAAAGAGGGCCGGACGUGAGACUGUUGUUCCAUCUGCACCCCCGCUACCCUUCCUGUCCCCCCGCCAUCUCCGUCUCCUCCACUGGUCUUUCCAGGAGUCAGUGUCUCAACAUCAGACAGAAGCUGCUGGAUCAAGCUGCAGCUUUACCUCCAGAACCGAUGGUCCAUCAGCUAGUGGAGUGGCUGCAGCAGUGUGUGGAGGUGACGGAGAACUGCAGAGUCAACAAGGAUGAGGCGGAGGAGGUGAGAGAGAGAGAAAAGGAGGAGGAGUGGACGGCGGUGCUGUCGUUGGACCACAUCCGAUCUCAGAAUCGCUACACCAGUCUGCUGCAGCGCUGGACCCAGCAGCUGCAGCUCGCUGGGAGGUUACUACUGGGACGAAGUAUACUGGUGAUUCUGCAGGGAGCCAGACCCAACAUCAAGGAGUUUUGUCGCCUUUUGAGAACGGUGAAGGUGGAUGUGGAUUCUUCAGGCAAGAAAUGCAAAGAGAGGAUGAUGAAGGUUCUCACUGAAAGCCCGACGUCUUCCUCCGGUGGACAUGGGCUCCAGGGUUUCGUCGUGAUGAACUACAAGUCACUCCCACAGCUGGCUGCAGCCUUCCAGGAAAUCAACAUGACUGGUCUCUACCAGCAGAUACGGCCGUCACUAAGUGGCUGACUGACACACAUUGGCCGAGGGCGUCUGCGGCCCGGUGGACUUCAAGCAGAGGCCCAAUCCCGGCUCUGCUAGUCCAUGUCUGUUAACUUGGGUAUGGCUGCUGCUCGUGUUCAUUUUCUACUUGGAGACAAUCUAUCUACCUUGACUUCACAAAGAAGAAGAAGAAGAAGAUCUGAAAAUGAAUGUUCAAGUAAAAUAAAAUGAUCAGUAUCACUGCCUGUUCCCCUCUGUGAAUCUUCUCUUGUCUUUCCUGCCAAAAUAAAUUAAAAAUAGUUUACUAAAUGGAUAUACACCUGCUUUAUUUCAAACAUAUAUAUAUAUAAUUCAGGCACGUGCACAGAUAGAGCCCUAGUGGUGCUCAAGCUCCUCCCCUUUUGCCCUGUAUGAGGAAAGUGCCCUUUUGGCUGCAGACAAAUUGUUUUCAUUCAUCAGUAUUUAAGAAUAAAAGUUACACUCUCGGUCAUCAAGUCCCCCCCAAAUGUGUUUUGAUAUCCGACGGGGCAUUUAUUUGAGUUCUUGUGAGAAUUUCUCCCCGACAUGCUCCGCGGCGCUCACGAGCCCCCCCUCCUCCUCCUCCACUUCCUCCUCCGCGCAGUGCUCCUCGCGCCACCAGACGGGUGCACCUCCUUCUCCUCUGACCCGCAGCACCAGACAAACAGGUCAUGACGGUGUUUGUCCCCUGACGUUGUUUUGUGAUAAAUCAACCACAACAUUAGCGCUGCUGAAAACAUGACGUCACUCCUGGUCCGACGUUUCCUAAAAAAAAUUAAACAAAAACUCAGGAAAUCCGUGAUUUCAACGCCUUGUCCAGCUGUUUACUGACGUUAGUUAUGUUUAGAGAAUAGAGAGAGGGAGAAUUCUUAUUCCGUUCUAUUUAACGGGAUUUUCGUGGCCAGACUGAAAAAAAAAUCAUAAGGCCUCUGGUAUUGUUCAGAGGGCCGGGCCAAAUGUGGAGGCAGGCCGUAUUCGGCCCGCGGGCCUUAGUUUGAGGACCACUGCUCUUGGCUGUUGUCUAUCAAUAUCGCUCAUUUUGAAAAUGACGUAAGAGGGUCAUACGGAUCUGUAUCAGACCAGGAGGGCAAUACGUGGCUGGCAUGACGACCCAUUAGCCAAUCAGAACGCUUGUACUGUUGUUGCUAUAUAAUAAUUUAUCUUUAUUCAUAAAGAAAAUGAAAGCUAGCGGUCUGAUGCUGCCAGAGGAGACGCAGGUCGAGGAUGUAUUGCAUCAUCAGUGUAAUGCUGCUGACGCUUCAACUCUGUCAGAAUUUUAUUUUGGCAUUGGGUGCCCUUUUUUUUUGGUUUGAGCACCUGCCCCCCAAAAUGUCUGCACGUGCCUGCUUAUAUAUAUAAAAAAAGACAGUUGAACGGGGAGCGGAGCAAGGCAACAACAACAAAAAGAGCAGAUCUAUUGCUUCUGUCCAUCCUGGAGAGGGAUCCUCCUCUGUUGCUCUCCUGAAGGUGUCUUCCCUUUUUUCCCUGUGAAAGGUUUUUUUUCUAUUUCUUGGGAAUUUUUCCUGAUCUAAUGUGAGGUCAAAGGUCAGGGAUGUUGUAUGUGUACAGAUUGUAAAGCCCUCUGAGGCAAAUUUGUAAUGUGUGAUAUUGGGCUGAAUUAAACUGACUUUAAUUGA
Pseudoliparis swirei is the source of this 2505-nucleotide messenger RNA. It is a transcript of the gene rwdd3, whose product is annotated as RWD domain containing 3. NCBI's taxonomy places the organism in Eukaryota, Metazoa, Chordata, Actinopteri, Perciformes, Liparidae. Bases 92 to 877 code for a protein of 261 amino acids. The transcript has 6 exons. Gene Ontology annotation, biological process: positive regulation of protein sumoylation; positive regulation of hypoxia-inducible factor-1alpha signaling pathway. The record is from RefSeq and is a predicted model, not a curated record. Gene Ontology annotation, molecular function: protein binding.